This is a messenger RNA of Frieseomelitta varia, 570 nucleotides long. RefSeq lists its product as uncharacterized. NCBI's taxonomy places the organism in Eukaryota, Metazoa, Arthropoda, Insecta, Hymenoptera, Apidae. Bases 1 to 570 code for a protein of 189 amino acids. The transcript is spliced from 2 exons. The record is from RefSeq and is a predicted model, not a curated record.
AUGGAAACACCGCUGUUCAACAAGCGGAAAACUAAAGUACGGCAAAAAGGAAAUAUCACCCCUUCUGAUUUUAAGGUAUAUGCUGCUGAUGAUACGCCGAUAUCGACCUACGGUGUCAGAACGCUGAUUCUGGACCUCGGAUUGCGGCGUCCAUAUAUUUGGAAGUUUACCGUUGCUAAAAUUCAACAACCAAUUAUUGGUGCAGAUUUUUUAAAAUAUCAUGGUCUUCUGGUUGAUCUUAAAAAUAGACGAAUAAUAGACGACUACACGAAAAUUCAACAAAUAGAACAGCUAAGCACAGUUAAACAUUCAACAAUUACAACAUUAAACAAAAAACACAAUAAUGAAAAAUAUAUAAAACUAUUAAAACAAUACAUUGACAUAACGAGAUCAACACAAGGACUAGAAACACAUAAGAUACAUCAUCACAUCAUUACUUCAGGAAGACCAUGUGCAGAAAGACCACGCAGGCUAGCAUCAAAUAAAUUUAAAUUAUUAUUAAUACAACAAGGAAUUUGUAAACUCUCUUCUAGUGAAUGGGCUAGUCCACUGCUAGUUCACUCUUCCUAA